Molecule: messenger RNA, 960 nt
Organism: Podarcis raffonei (Aeolian wall lizard)
Lineage: Eukaryota; Metazoa; Chordata; Lepidosauria; Squamata; Lacertidae
Gene: PDCL2
Product: phosducin like 2
Exons: 6
Coding region: 114-797 (227 amino acids)
Biological process (GO): protein folding
Cellular component (GO): cytoplasm
Source: RefSeq, a predicted model, not a curated record
GGUCAUUCUAUCUACCCAGCUUGCCAGCUAGGCACAGGCCUGGCCUCAUAUUUCACUGGCACUCCAGGGCCAGGUGGCAAGGGAUCACUUUUGCUGCACACAAGCAAGACAACAUGCAGGAUCCAAACGAAGAUACAGAAUGGAAUGACAUACUAAGAGAUUUUGGUAUACUGCCUCCAAAAGAAGAGGUUAAGGAUGAAGUUGAAGAAAUGGUUUUACGUUUACAGAAAGAAGCAGAAGUGAAGCCAUAUGAAAAAAUGAACCUGAAACAACUCAAAGAAGCUGAAGAUGAAUUUGAUGAGGAAGAUAGAAAAGCAGUUGAAAUGUAUAGGAAACGACGUUUAGAAGAACUGCAAAAAGGACAAAGAUUUGGAGAACUCAGAGAAAUUUCUGGAGAACAGUAUGUGAAAGAAGUUACAAAUGCACAAAAAGGCGUCUGGGUUGUCAUCCAUUUGUACAGACCAAGCAUUCCGUUGUGUGUGUUAAUUAAUCGUCACCUCAGUCUACUGGCCACAAAGUUUCCGGAGACCAAGUUUGUGAAAGCCAUUGCAAACAGCUGUAUUGAAAAUUACCACGACAGUUGCUUACCUACGUUAUUUGUGUAUGAAAAUGGAGAGAUAAAGGGCAAGUUCAUUGGAAUCAGAGAAUGUGGAGGAACAUAUCUUACAGUAGAAGAACUUGAGUGGAAACUGGCAGAGGUUGGUGCUCUAAAAACCGAUUUGGAAGAAAACCCCAAGAAGGAAGUUGUGGAUAUGAUGACAUCUUCACUUAGAAAUGCCUCCAUAAAUGAUGUUUAGACAAACAUUAACAGGACGUGUAAAGACACAAACACUGUUUGAGCAGAAGAACACUUGAAGAAGCACCUGGCAUUUCCGCGUUUACGUUUGGCUGGAUUACUGCUUAAAUCAACACUGCUUAGGAAUAAGCAUAAGUAAAUAAAAACGGCACAAAUGCAACCCA